Corythoichthys intestinalis (scribbled pipefish) is the source of this 1801-nucleotide messenger RNA. RefSeq names its product DBH-like monooxygenase protein 2 homolog. The coding region runs from base 247 to 759 and encodes 170 amino acids. Gene Ontology annotation, molecular function: dopamine beta-monooxygenase activity. NCBI's taxonomy places the organism in Eukaryota, Metazoa, Chordata, Actinopteri, Syngnathiformes, Syngnathidae. The record is from RefSeq and is a predicted model, not a curated record. The transcript is spliced from 5 exons.
AGUCACCCACACUUUUAAAAUCCAUAUUCAAACGUUUUUGCUCCUCGCUUGAUAACUUUGACUUUCGAAGUUACAGUAAAGCUAACGAGAGAUACUGCAAGUCAGACUGUUUCUGCGUGUCCUAAGUGGAAUUGUGACGGCGACGACACGUUCAAAUCGCUGUUAUUCCAACCUGGGAACAUCACCAUCAAAUUCAUCGUCAACACCACCGGCUGGAUCGGCUUUGGCCUGAGUCACACCGGAGACAUGACAGGGGCCGAUCUGGUCAUGGGGGGAGUCGGGCCUGCUGGAAACUACUUCAAAGAUUAUUACUCCACGGAGAACACCUACCCCAUCGUGGACCAGCAGCAGAGCUACACGUUGCUGUCGCUUAAUGAGAGCGAAGGGGAAACUCACAUGACCUUUUCCAGGGAUUUGCAAACAUGUGAUGAGCAAGACAUCCCAAUUCUUGACCAAUCCAUUUAUGUGAUAUACGCUUAUGGACUUACGGAUGAGAUAGGCUUCCACUUAAAUCUCGUCGGUGGCAAACAACUCAACCUACUGAAUUUUGGUAGCAGAACCAAUGAGGUAGAUGGAGAUGAUCUGAAUGCCACAAUGGUAAAUAGUCAGUUCUACAUGUACCGAGACAGCCACCUCAGUUAUUUGGAAAUGCUAACUCAACGCUGUAAUCAUACGGGCAAUGCGGCAACCAAGUGCACAUCCUGGAUUUGGAAUCAAGCAUCUGUUCUGCUUGUGUUCUUCUGGAUUGCUCUUUACUGAAAAAUCCACUGACAUCUUUUACAUUAGGUUUCUGUAGUAUAAUCUUAAUUUAGUCACAUGUAAAACACAAAAAUAGUUUUAUUACCGUGUAUUUUCAAUCAUUGUUUUUGUUAUCAAUUCACCCAAUCAUCAUUGGAAGUGGAUUUCUGAUUUGUACAAAAUAUCUAAUAUAGCUAUGCGAAGUAAAUUUAUAAGGGUCAUUUUUUUAAUAGGGUGCAAUUUGGAUGUAACAGAGUGGACACUAGCAGAGGAGACAUUUUGUGUUAAAGAUAGUCCUCAGCCCAGCUUUGCUAGCAUAAUAGCAAAUAUGAUGUUGGAUACUUUAUGAGAAUUUUAUAUUUUUACAAACGGAUCUUUUGAAAUGAUUCAAUUCAAUUAAUUUUAUUAACAUACGUAGCUUUGACAGAUUGGACACUUUAUGAUCAACCACACGAAAUGUACUUUAUGAAACUGCAAACUAAAUGUACUUUAUAAAACUGCAAAAUCUGACUUCUAAAGGAGGUAGAAAAUAAAAUUGCUUACCUCAGUUUCUUUUUAAUAGGGUGUAAUUUGGAUAUAACAGAGUGGACACUAACAGAGGGGACAUUUUGUGCUAAAGGUAGUCCUCAGCCUACCUUUGCUAGCAUGAUAGCCAAUAUGACAUUGGAUACUUGAUGAGAAAACUUAAAAUUUUACAAAUAAAACUUUUGAAAUGAUUCAAUUCAAUUAAUUUUAUUAACAUAUGUAGCUUUGACAGAGUGGACACUUUAUGAUCAACCACACUAAAUGUACUUUAUAAAACUGCAAAAUCUGACUUUUAAAGGAGGCAAAAAACAAAAUUGCUUACCUCAGUGUCUUUUUUAAUAAUGUGUCAUUUGGACAUAACAGAGUGGACACUAACAGAGGGGACAUUUUGUGCUAUAGGUAGUCCUCAGCCUACCUUUGCAAGCAUGAGAGCCAAUAUGACAUUGGAUACUUGAUGAGAAAACUUAAAAUUUUACAAAUAAAUCUUUUGAAAUGAUUCAAUUCAAUUAAUUUUAUUAACAUAUGUAGCUUUGACAGG